Camponotus floridanus (Florida carpenter ant) is the source of this 1167-nucleotide messenger RNA. RefSeq names its product pre-mRNA-splicing factor 18 (gene Prp18). The transcript is spliced from 4 exons. Gene Ontology annotation, biological process: generation of catalytic spliceosome for second transesterification step; RNA splicing. The record is from RefSeq and is a predicted model, not a curated record. Gene Ontology annotation, cellular component: U2-type post-spliceosomal complex; U5 snRNP; U4/U6 x U5 tri-snRNP complex. Lineage: Eukaryota; Metazoa; Arthropoda; Insecta; Hymenoptera; Formicidae. The coding region runs from base 16 to 1023 and encodes 335 amino acids.
AUAUAAUAUAGCAGGAUGGACAUUCUAAAGGCAGUGAUAUUGCAGAAACGUAAAGAAUUAGAAGACAGUCAUGUUUUGGACAAUAAUAGAAAAUAUUUUAAAAGGAGUCGCUUAAUAUCAAAGCAACAGGAAGUGCACGAAAUUGAUAAAGGAAAUAAUGAAACUGCUCCAUCAAAUGAUAGCCGACAGUCAGAGGAAUCAGUAACAGACAGUAGUUCCGAACAUUUGCUAUCUAGACAAGAAGUAAUUAGACGGUUACGUGAACGAGGAGAACCUAUAUUAUUAUUUGGUGAAUCUGAGAUAGAAGCAUUUAAGAGAUUAAGGAAAUGUGAAAUUUUGGAGCCAGAAGUGAAUAAGGGCUUCAGAAAUGAUUUUCAAGAAGCAAUGGAACAAGUGGAUCAAGCAUAUCUCAAUGAGAUUUUGACAUCUUCCAAAUCUCAAAGUCUUGAUGGAAAAGGAGAUGUAAAUGUACCUGAUGAAGGUGUUACUUAUGAAGAUAUAGAAAAAAUGUCCACUAAAUUAAAUAAAGGAGACAAGGACUUCGAUAUGAGCGUAAUUACUCUGUUUGUACAGUAUCUUGUUCAGAUGUGGGGCAUUCAAUUAAACAGUAGAUCAACCGCCGAAAAGAUGAGCUCAAAGGGGAAAAUGAAUAGUGCAACAUAUGCUCAAACAAGGGAAUAUUUAAAGCCACUUUUGCGAAAGUUAAAAAAUAAAUCUCUUCCAGAAGAUAUAACCGACAGUUUAACAGAAAUUGUUAAACACUUACUAGAACGUAAUUAUAUAUUGGCUAGCGACGCCUAUUUACAAAUGGCUAUAGGUAAUUCUCCAUGGCCAAUUGGUGUAACAAUGGUUGGUAUCCAUGCACGUACUGGUAGAGAGAAGAUCUUCUCAAAAAAUGUCGCUCAUGUUAUGAACGAUGAGACUCAAAGGAAAUAUAUUCAAGCACUUAAGAGACUGAUGACCAAGUGUCAAGAAUAUUAUCCUACAGACCCUUCGCGUUGUGUAGAAUAUUCAAAAAAUUAAGUUUUUUUUUAAGUUUUUUAUAUGUAAAAUAAAAAGGCAUUGUAAAUUUGUUGUACAUGUUUGUAGAUGUAACUAUAUUAUUAUUAUUUUAUUAUUAGGAACAUCUAGAUUAACAUAGAUUAAUAUAGAUUAAUAUAGAAACAU